GAAGACCCAAGUUUUUUCUAGUGGAUAACUCCAUUGAUACAAAGCUUUUUCUGGUCUCUGUUAUGGAGAGGCACAUACAGAUGUUUUUGAAGAGGCUCUCGUACGUCUCCAUAACCAUAGGCACAAUCACCUUCAUCCUCCUCUUGCUCAAAACUCCAGACACCUGCGUCGCACCAGAUUCGCCCCCAAAGCCCCAUCUCCGCUUCCCCAAAUCCUCCUGCGACUCAUCGCCUCGCGAGCUCCUCCCUCUGCACAAGAAGAACAAGCGGCUCUGGUCCACCAAGACCUGGCAGAACAAAGUCCAGUCCUUCUCCAACUUCUUUCGCGCAUGUUAUCAAAUGGGUCUCCUGCACAACGACUCCAAGGUCCUCUGCGUCUCCGCGGGUGCCGGACACGAGGUCAUGGCCCUGAACCAGUUGGGCGUCUCCGACGUCACCGGAAUUGAGCUCCUCGAUUCGCCUCCUCUGGUGAGCCGGGCCGAUCCCCACAACUUGCCCUUCUUUGACGAUGUGUUUGAUUUGGGUUUUAGUGCUCAUUUCGCAAAGGCUUUGUUUCCGAACCGGUUUGUGUCGGAGAUGGAGAGGACUGUGAGGGCCGGUGGGGUUUGUGUGGUGGUUGUUGACGAAUGUGGGGAUGAGGAGGUUAGGGAGAUUAUAGAUUUGUUUACGAAUUCAAGCUUUCUUGGUGCGCUUAAUGUUACUUUGACUGGAUUGAGAAUGACAAGGAUUAUUAUGAAAGUUCAGCAUUUACCUUGAUUUUUGAUGUUGCUUGACAAUGCCUUGUUCAGAUGCAGCAAAAGAAACUUGCCCUUCUAUCCUAAACAAAAAUCAUCCUGUGUUGCAAAAACCAC
Prunus avium (sweet cherry) is the source of this 850-nucleotide messenger RNA. RefSeq lists its product as uncharacterized. Gene Ontology annotation, molecular function: S-adenosylmethionine-dependent methyltransferase activity. NCBI's taxonomy places the organism in Eukaryota, Viridiplantae, Streptophyta, Magnoliopsida, Rosales, Rosaceae. The record is from RefSeq and is a predicted model, not a curated record.